AUGGUUAAAGCUAAAGUUGAUGAAAUGAAACGUACAAAUAUCUUUCUAGAGGCUGCCGGACACAAAAUAUUAAUAGGGACGUUAACCCCAAUUGAGUGUGAACAAAUAACACUUGAUUUAGUUUUUGGUCGGAAUGAAGAAGUCACUUUAAUCAAUGAAGGCCCCUAUAGUCUCCACUUAGCGGGGUAUACAGUUAUAGAUGCGUCUGAGGCUGCAGCUGGGAUAGCUGAGAUGGGAAUGGAAGAAGAGGCGCAACAAGAAGAAGCCGAGGCUGGGAUAGUACCUACUGGUCUAAUUGGGUCUGAAGAUUCUUCUGAAGAUGAGGAGAGGAGUUCCAAAGGGGAAGUUGUUGAAAUCAAAAAUUGGCUUGAGCAUGAUUUUGGUGAUGAUGAUGAUCAAGAGGUCUAUGAAGACAAAGACGACAAAAAGGAAGAAGAGAAAGCAGACAAGGAAUCAGACACAAAAAUGGAAGAAGAAGAGAAGGAAGACACUUCUUCAAAAGAAGACGUCAAAAUGGAUACUCAAGAAGACUCGUCGGCUCCUGUCGACACAUCUUCAGUAUCAACAACUCCAUCAAGUACUUCUACUUCUUCUACUACUAACUCUUCUAAAGACCAAUCUUUGACUACAUCCUCAGAAUCAGAAAUCAAAAAAGGAAAUAAAAUUGCAGAAAAGAUCGAGAAGAUGAAGAAGAAGAAAGUUGAGUCAAAGCCAAAGAAGAAAAACAACAAGAAGAAGAGAAACAAUAAGUGA
Molecule: messenger RNA, 753 nt
Organism: Entamoeba invadens IP1
Lineage: Eukaryota; Evosea; Mastigamoebida; Endamoebidae
Product: FK506-binding protein, putative
Exons: 1
Coding region: 1-753 (250 amino acids)
Source: RefSeq, a predicted model, not a curated record